Messenger RNA from Nematostella vectensis (starlet sea anemone), 1947 nucleotides. Its product is annotated as synaptotagmin-1. The transcript has 7 exons. Bases 425 to 1870 code for a protein of 481 amino acids. Gene Ontology annotation, molecular function: SNARE binding; calcium ion binding; phosphatidylserine binding. Gene Ontology annotation, biological process: regulation of calcium ion-dependent exocytosis; cellular response to calcium ion; calcium-ion regulated exocytosis. NCBI's taxonomy places the organism in Eukaryota, Metazoa, Cnidaria, Anthozoa, Actiniaria, Edwardsiidae. The record is from RefSeq and is a predicted model, not a curated record.
UACGAAAUUACCAUUUUACGUUCUGUCUUGGGAAAGUUAGAAAUCUCUAUAGUAUUGAUAGUGGUGUAUUUCCCGAUGCUGGUACCCUGAUGAAAUGUGGACCAACAUGAAUCAAUGUUUCUUUUUGGUUUGACAUCUGAUGCCUUGAAAAGACGUAACAUUUCUACGAAAAAUAGAUCAAUUGCGACGAGCAAGGACAUCUAAAGCGCGUAAAUUAUUGUCUGUUAUUCCCGUGUUUACUAAAGGUUAAAGACUUAAAUUGGAACUUCAAACUUGCCAAAGUUGCUUAAAACAACAUGGAGGCACGCUGGAAAGAAGCUGUUUGUUGUUGAGUAUUGUAACAAAGCAAGUUACUCAAAACCGGGCCCCGGAGAAUAUUUGGACUUAACACGUCGAUAAGAAGAAACUGAGCACAAGUUUCAAUAUGUCUGCAACGCCCAGCCCGGUGACAACCAAUGCCUUUAAUACUACUAUUCUACCAACGACAAAACACAGCAAUAAGACAAGCGAAGUAAGCGCGCUCGCUCAUAAAGCCCUCGCGUACGUGACCGGUAGCACGACCGGUAUCAUCGUUGGCGUCGUCGUCGUCAUCAUCCUCAUCGUUGUAGUGGUUGUAUUAGUGAAGAAAGCAGUAUCGGGGCUGAAGCAAGCCAAGGAAAGAGCAAUGUCGAAGCUCAAGGAUUUGCAAAAGUCUAGGGAGGCAGCUUUAGAUAUGGCUGAGGCGGUGCCGGAUGUGAGCGUUUCAAAAGUUCAACCGGUAUCUGGCAACAUGAGGAAGCUGAAGGACCUUGGUGAGAUCUCGUUUUCUAUACGCUAUGACGACGACAAAAAUGAUUUCAUCGUCCGAGUUCACAAGGCGACCAACCUUCCCCUUAAGUAUUCGGGCGGGGUCGUGUAUAAGUACGUGGAGAUCGAGAUGUUUCCUUAUCAUCGCAAGUCCGCCAUUAAACCCAAGACGAGCUACAUGAGGAAUGCUCUCGAGCCGGUGUGGGAGGAAGACGUGCGAAUCAAGAUGACCCGAGAAGAGGUGGCCGACCAGGACAUGUACCUGCACGUCUGCGACUUUAACCAGAUUUCCCCUCGUGAUUUGAUUGGCUCAUACAAGGUCGAUUUUGAUGACGUCAAAGUCAAGCCCGGGGGCAAAGAGACAGAAUUUCAGGGAUCGCUCAAGUGGAUCGAGUCGAUUCGAGGGGCGGAACGUGGGGACAUAUGUUUAGUGUUGCAAUACUACCGCGAAGAGGGGCAGCUUACUGUCACCGUCAAACAGAUCCGGGGACUGAAGCCUUUCAUAGGCCGCAAGACCACAAGUGCGUAUGUCAAAGUCCACGUGGUGCAGGGUUCAAAGGAGCUAGAUCAGCGAAGGACUAAAGUCAAGAGGAAAAACUUUGAGCCCGAAUACAACGAAACAUUUAAAUUCAACAUCCCACAGAAUAUAAUCGAGGAGGUGAAUUUAAUCAUUCGAGUCAAAGAUUCGCCGUAUGUAGGAAGCAAAGCCCUGCUGGGCGAGGUGUGCGUGGGGGGCGAUGCUGUGGGGACUUAUCUACAUCACUGGAGGCUCAUUUUAAAAAAAGGACAUGAGAUCGAAAUGUGGCAUGCCUUAGAGUCCCUGAAUAUUGUGCCGGGUAAAACCAAUUUGUCUACGGUAAUGAAGUCCAUUCCGGUGAUCGAGAGCUCGGAAUCGGAGGAGGAGGGAGAAGAAGAUGAUGGUGGACUUCUCGGUUUCAUGCCGGACAUCAUACCGGACAUCGGACUACCGUCAUUAGGGCUCUUCGGCUCGUCUGACGCGGAGAAGGAGAAAAAGGAAAAAGAAGAGAAAGCAAAGCAGGAAAAAGCAAUGAAGAAAGAAAGAAGGAGCUCUGUAGAGUUAUAAUGCAAUUUCUCGUGUUUCAAUAUUUUAAAAUUGUAUUCAAAAUAUUGAGCGUAUACACUAGAAUACUGUGAUACUGC